AUGGGCAGCAUGCACAUAGAAACCCCAGGAACUUUGGCUGAUGGAAGCAAAGACUUCGAUGAAGAUGGACGAGCUAGAAGAACAGGGACAUGGGUGACUGCAAGUGCUCACAUCAUAACGGCAGUGAUUGGCUCUGGAGUUCUAUCUCUUGCAUGGGCAAUUGCACAGAUGGGUUGGGUGGCUGGUCCUGCAGUGCUCUUUGCCUUCUCUUUUAUCACAUACUUCACUUCCACUCUUCUUGCUGAUUGCUACCGUUCACCAGACCCUGUUCAUGGCAAACGAAACUACACAUAUUCUGAGGUUGUCAAAGCUAACUUAGGAGGUAGAAAAUUUCAGCUAUGUGGAUUGGCUCAGUAUAUAAAUCUUGUUGGUGUAACCAUCGGCUACACUAUAACUGCAUCAAUCAGUAUGGUGGCGGUGAAGAGAUCGAACUGUUUUCACAAACAUGGACAUGGAGAGAAGUGCUACAUAAAUAACUACCCUUUCAUGAUCGUGUUUGCAUGCAUCCAAAUUGUUCUUAGCCAAAUACCAAACUUCCAUAAGCUCUCUUGGCUCUCUAUUGUUGCAGCAGUUAUGUCUUUCGCUUAUUCUUCCAUUGGCCUUGGCCUCUCCCUAGCCAAAGUCGCAGGUGGGGGACACGUGCAAACAUCCCUAACAGGGGUGCAAGUUGGGGUGGACGUUUCGGGAAUAGAGAAGGUUUGGAGGAUGUUUCAAGCGAUCGGUGACAUUGCUUUCGCUUAUGCUUUUUCCAAUGUCCUCAUUGAGAUCCAGGACACCCUGAAAUCAAGCCCACCAGAGAACAAAAUGAUGAAGAGAGCAAGUUUAAUUGGGAUAAUGACAACAACAUUAUUCUAUGUGCUGUGUGGGUGCUUGGGCUACGCUGCAUUUGGAAAUGAUGCACCAGGAAAUUUCCUCACAGGGUUCGGUUUCUACGAGCCCUUUUGGCUCAUAGACUUUGCCAAUAUCUGCAUCGCAGUGCAUUUAGUUGGGGCAUACCAGGUGUUUGUGCAACCUAUAUUUGGGUUUGUGGAGAAAUGGAGCAAAGAAAAAUGGCCAGAAAGCCAAUUCAUAAAUGGUGAGCAUGAUGUGACUGUUCCUCUCUGCGGAAGCAUAAACUUGAAUUUCUUCAGGAUGUUGUGGAGGACAACAUAUGUGGUUAUCACUGCUGUUCUAGCAAUGCUGUUUCCAUUCUUCAAUGACUUUCUGGGGCUCAUUGGUUCUCUCUCAUUCUGGCCAUUGACGGUUUACUUCCCUAUAGAGAUGUACAUUAAGCAAUCCAAGAUGCCAAGAUUUUCAUUCACAUGGACUUGGCUAAAGAUUCUGAGUUGGGUCUGUUUGGUCAUUUCCAUCAUCUCAGCUGUGGGUUCAAUCCAAGGUCUUGUUGUUGAUCUCAAGAAAUACAAGCCCUUCCAAGCACAGCAAUAG
Messenger RNA from Sphenostylis stenocarpa, 1425 nucleotides. The record is from the annotation of a GenBank genome assembly. Lineage: Eukaryota; Viridiplantae; Streptophyta; Magnoliopsida; Fabales; Fabaceae.